AUGUUAAUCUAUCUUUCCCUUCUCAUAUUUCAAAUUCCACAAGCCCAAUCUGAGUGUAAUCAAGUUUGCAGGCUGCUAAAUGGCUCUCUAAAUUGUUUGCACAACUCAAAAGACACAAUUAUAAAAACCCCAGAAUCAAUUCCAACCCACCCGAAUCACAUUAUAUGCAACACAGAGUGCGCUGAAAAAUGCAAAAAUCUGGCAGAUAAUGUCCUGAUAUCUUGUCUGGACUCCUGCGGAUGUGGAAAUCAGGGCACUGAAACUGAUCUCUGCAUACCCAAAUGUUUGCAUUUUUGCGAAGGUUUAAACUCAACCGACAACUGUUUCGAUUUCUGCGCUGAGAAUUUCUGUGUCCGGCCAAUUGCUGCGUAUUAUGAAGAGGAGGAGGCAGAUUGGCAAAUAUGAGUCAUUAUUGCAGCAGUUAUCAUCGGGGUCUGGAUUUUCUGAUUUGUUUAUAUGAGGACCUGUAGGAAGAAUAGGUGCUGCUGUGGAUAUCAGGAAAGAAGAGAGUCAUUAGCAGAUUACAUACCCUUGAGAUAA
Molecule: messenger RNA, 540 nt
Organism: Blepharisma stoltei
Lineage: Eukaryota; Ciliophora; Heterotrichea; Heterotrichida; Blepharismidae
Source: the annotation of a GenBank genome assembly